Ceratosolen solmsi marchali is the source of this 1269-nucleotide messenger RNA. RefSeq names its product G-protein coupled receptor 143. Gene Ontology annotation, molecular function: L-DOPA receptor activity; L-tyrosine binding; dopamine binding. Gene Ontology annotation, biological process: regulation of calcium-mediated signaling; melanosome organization; G protein-coupled receptor signaling pathway. The transcript is spliced from 7 exons. The record is from RefSeq and is a predicted model, not a curated record. Gene Ontology annotation, cellular component: plasma membrane; melanosome membrane. NCBI's taxonomy places the organism in Eukaryota, Metazoa, Arthropoda, Insecta, Hymenoptera, Agaonidae. The coding region runs from base 76 to 1164 and encodes 362 amino acids.
GAUAGAUCGAGAUCGGCCCUUAUCGCUGAAGUUCGGGGAGCCGAUUCGACGAGCGUGGAACCGGAAGUCGAGACCAUGGCCGACCCGACCAUACAGACGUUCUGCUGUCACCACACGAACCGAAGCGACAUGGCCCUUGACAUGAUGGAGGAGUUUAAUACGGAUGCCUACAAUACCGUGUGCAUGGUAUCGUCGUCGAUCGGCAUGCUCGGGGCCAUUUACCAGGUAUUACCGCGUCAACAAUUGAACUUUUCGCACGGAUGGCAAAGCUCUUCUGCAUCCAGGGGCCGAGAAAUUAUCGUAUGGCUGGCGGUUGCUGAUCUUCUAGCCUCGCUAGGUGUAUUUAUUAGAUCGGCGUUAUGGAUGAACUUUCGGUCAAUAAUGCCAAUGGAAGAUGACACGUCCAAUGUAGUAUUUUGUGCUAUUUCAUCCGCAUGGACACAGUACUUUUACAUGUCCACUUGGAUUUGGACUUUGUGCUACGCAAUCGAUAUGAAAUUAUUAUUAGGUGAAAAAGUUGGCCGACCAUUUUUGUAUCAUAUUUUUGCUUGGAUAUGCCCGGCGAUUCUCACGAUAUUUGGUCUUACGAUAUUGUACGUCCCGGAUGCCAAUUGUCACAGCUUAACUUCAUUAUCGUCGACAAUACUUCGUAUUCUCCCCAAUUAUUGCGCUACUUACGUUCUUCUUGCUAUCGUCAUGAUCGUCAAUCCUGUAUUGUACAUGUCGUCGACGAAAGAUAUGAAGAAAGUCGUGAUUUGUAGUAUGGCACAGAUGACCAGUAGAGAAAGGAAGCUCGUUCAUGCCAUUAGAUUAAAAUUUGCGAUGACUAAUAUCGUUUAUUAUGUUUGCUGGAUACCGAACUUACUUAACGGAAUUCUCCUCUGGACUCUAUGGUUUCAAUUGCCCGUUCAAGUAAUCAUUAUUCUUUGGUACAUUAUGGCGGUUACAAAUCCUCUUCAGGCAUUUUUAAAUGCUCUCGUUUACAAGAGAUGGGGUAGGCGAGAGUCAUUUCGAUUAGAAUGGUGUUAUAAGCUCAAAAUACUGAGAUCAAACUACUUUGGUAGUAGUGACGACAGCUCGGAACUGACCGAAUCGUCUCCGUUACUUAAUCCACAAUACCGAUGCACCUCGCACAUAAGCAUAAAUGGUUCGUCAUCAUUGUAAUGACUGUGAUACCCAAUAGAUUCGAUCUCCUUUCAGGAUGGAAGAUCGCUAGCACCAAGAGUCAAGGAUGUGACAUCGCGCACAAUCAUUUCAGCAAUUUUCCAU